This is a messenger RNA of Pelodiscus sinensis (Chinese soft-shelled turtle), 3195 nucleotides long. Lineage: Eukaryota; Metazoa; Chordata; Testudines; Trionychidae. The record is from RefSeq and is a predicted model, not a curated record.
GCGCUUCCCCGCUCCAGAAGGUUCUAGUCGGCGGCGCCAUUGGUGCAGCGCAGGGCGGGCUCGGACGCUGAGCAGCACCACAGAGCUCUGAGGGAGCAGCGGCCCCAGCGAUGCGGCAUUCCAAACGACGUGAAUAUCCUGACUGGGAUGAAAAGGAAAGUUGUGAUCCCAGAAAGUGCAGCAAUAGUCAUAAGAGAAAGAAGAGAUCUCACAGCAGUGUACGGGAGAACAAGCGCAGCAAACAUAAUGACAGUCAUUAUUCGGAAGCCAGGUCUGCAAAUGAAAGAGAUCAUCAUGAUCGGCGCUAUAUUGAAGAAUACAGAAGUGAUUACAGUCAAGUGUGUGAAAAUGGACAUAACAGAGAUCAUGAAAAUGGUUAUCACAACCACAGUAGCAAGUCUUCAGGCCAUAGUGGGAGAAGUAGCUAUAAAAGAAAACACAAGACAUAUAGUGCCUCACAUCAUCAUUCACAAAUGGUAUGAAUAAUUUUUUAAAUUUUAGAAGAUUAUUUUAUUUUAGGAAAAUAACUUCUCAGCUGAGCUGUAGCAGUCAGUGUGCGAAUUUGGGAAGGUCUUAUUUCUAAUAUUUACAAUACAUCAUUUUUUGUUAGAUUAUUUUCCUUGGAUGAGAAGGUGUCAUUUCACGCAGGUAUAUACUUGCCAAACCUUAGCACAUAUAAUUAUCAGAAAUCUACUGAAUAAAGUAAUAAACCACCAAUGAGCUUAUUAUUUAAUAGUCAACUGAAACAUAGGUAUUGCCCCCCAUAGGUCUUAAAAUUUAAGUCCGUAAUUCAUCAUGUAAAGUACAUACUUUCAUCUUGUUCAAAAUCCAAACCAUUUGUGAUUUAUGUGCAAGAUACUACUAAAAUUUCCUUUUGUUAACAAAGUCAUUAAAGUAAGCUUGUAUUUCAAAGAGGCAUCUAUGCAGGCAGUGUUGCAACUGUUAAUAAAACACCUGAUAAGUGCUCCGGUAUGAUUUAGAGUAUCUGAUAUGCAUGCUGUCUGUCCACUAGCUGGAUGCUGUUUGAUCUCUUAAUUUAGGUGUGCAUAACUUUAAUUGACAAAGCAGAUGAAGACAAUAUGAUUUAUACUGGUAACUCUUUAACUGAAGCAGCCUGGAGUAGAUUUAUCUUUUUGUGACUUAUUUUUUAAUUCUGAAAUACUGCUCAAUGUUUAAUUCAGAUUGUUUAAUUUGGCCACAAGGCUAUUUUAUAUAGAUAAGUAAAUAUUAAAUCCUGCUGUUUUAUAGCAUUAGACUUGCGAAUAAGGACACAGCAAUCCUAAAAUUUCAGUGCCUCGAGUGAAUCAUUUGAAAAAAAUUGUGUUGUAAUUUUUUGUUGCCUUGCCACUUUGAGUAUCUUAUCUGAAAAUCUGUUCCUUGCCAUGUUUUUCUCCUGUAACAUAAACUAUGUGCCCUGUGAAUUUCUGGGGACUGAAUUUGAAAUUGCUCCUGCCAACCGUUUGUGGCCUGGCGCGUAUCUGAAUGCCUGAAUAUCUCCCCGCUGAAUGAAUUUCGUAUUCUGCCCUGAAUUCACUCGGGUAUAUUGAUUGGCUGGACGAUCUUGGUGCCGCCCACAUGCCGUUUCCAGAAGAGUCACCGAAGGAAAAGAUCGAGGAGUGUAGAGGAUGAUGAGGAGGGUCACCUGAUCUGUCAGAGUGGAGACGUACUAAGUGCAAGAUGUAUAGAAUAUUUUUCAAAAUUUAUUAACUUUUCAGAUAGAAUAAUUUCUUUUAGAAUAAGAUGUCAGGGGCUUUGAAAGUCUUUUCUUUCUUUCUUGGUUUUUUGUUUUUGUUUUUUGUGGGGGGAUUAUUUUUCUUUUUCUGUAGAAAUUAAACAUUGAUAUGCAUUUUCCAAAAUAGUAAAUGAAGUUAAUGAAAUUUGGAAUGAUAUGGCUAUAACUCUUGAUGAGAGUUGUCCAAUAAAAUAAGUACUCUAGCUUAGAGAUGUUUAGCUACACUUUUUUAUAGGCACAGCUUAGAUUAAUCUGCAUUGAUAGAACUUAGUUUUGUGAGUAACUAAAUAAAAUAUCACUACUACUUUUACUGAUUUUUUUUUCUCUUUUAGAUGAAAUCAUUGGUACUCUGGGUGAAGGUGCUUUUGGAAAAGUAGUGGAGUGCAUAGAUCCCACAGUGAAGGUAGACACGUAGCAGUGAAAAUAGUAAAAAAUGUUGAUAGAUACUGUGAAGCGGCUCGUUCAGAAAUACAGGUGUUGGAUCAUUUAAAUGCAUCGGAUCCCAACAGCACAUUUCGCUGUGUACAGAUGUUGGAAUGGUUUGAACAUCACGGUCAUGUUUGCAUUGUUUUUGAACUACUGGGACUUAGUACCUAUGACUUUAUUAAAGAGAACAGUUUUUUGCCAUUUCGGCUUGACCACAUUAGGAAGAUAGCAUAUCAGAUUUGUAAAUCUGUAAAUUUUUUACACGUGAACAAAUUGACUCAUACAGAUCUGAAGCCUGAAAAUAUUUUAUUUGUGAAGUCUGACUAUGUAGAAGAGUACAACCCAAAACUGAAACGUGAUGAACGUACACUAAAAAAUCCAGACAUCAAAAUUGUGGACUUCGGAAGUGCAACAUAUGAUGAUGAACAUCAUAGUACUCUGGUAUCUACAAGACAUUACAGAGCUCCUGAAGUUAUUUUAGCUCUGGGAUGGUCACAACCUUGCGAUGUUUGGAGCAUAGGUUGUAUUCUCAUAGAAUAUUAUCUUGGAUUCACAGUAUUUCCGACACACGAUAGUAAAGAGCAUUUGGCAAUGAUGGAAAGAAUACUUGGGCCUUUACCACUUCACAUGAUACAGAAAACCAGGAAACACAAGUAUUUUCAUCAUAACCAACUAGACUGGGAUGAACAUAGUUCUGCGGGUAGAUAUGUUUCAAGACGCUGUAAACCACUCAAGGAGUUCAUGCUGUGUCAAGAUUCUGACCAUGAAAAUCUGUUUGACCUAAUUAAAAAAAUGUUGGAGUAUGACCCAGCCAAAAGAAUUACCCUUGAAGAGGCCUUGACUCAUCCUUUCUUUUCUGUACUAAAGCAGGAAAAUAAGUAGUCUUUAUAGUUCUCUAGAGCAAAUUAUAGACUGUGUCAGUCAACAAAAGAAGCAAACUUAUUUUGUACAGUUAGCUUUGUAAAUGUGCUGUUUUGUAUCAUGACAGUUUAUUUGGACACUUGGUUGAAAUAAAGCUUUUUGAAACUAUCUGGAAA